This is a messenger RNA of Caenorhabditis remanei, 1140 nucleotides long. RefSeq lists its product as uncharacterized. Lineage: Eukaryota; Metazoa; Nematoda; Chromadorea; Rhabditida; Rhabditidae. The transcript has a single exon. The coding region runs from base 1 to 1140 and encodes 379 amino acids. The record is from RefSeq and is a predicted model, not a curated record.
AUGGUUGUCUCUGACGGUUGGUCCUCAUACGGAGGGAUUCCCCAGAUUCAAGCGAACUUCACUCAUAGAUGGGUCAACCAUAAAUUAAACUUUGUGAAUCCCACUGACAGACGUGUGCAUACUCAAUCUAUUGAAGCAACCUGGGGAGCCUUCAAGCGAGAGUUGAAAUCAAAGUUUGGAAUUCCCGACGAAAACCUCGGAGAGUACAUGGCAGUUUAUAUGUUUCGCCGUUUCUUCAGACGCGAGCGUCUUCUCAAUAACUUGCUCAUUGAGAUGAAAACUUUUGGAAGACGAAGAAACCAAUUGGAAACCACUUCACAAUCACCAUCAGAUGAUUCUUCUCAAGACGAUGAAGAACCAAUAGAGGAUCCAGAAGAUGCUAAUGAUACGUACCGAUCAGAAAACGAACAUUCUGAUGAAAACUUGAUCGAUGUAGACAAUCUGCCGAGUGAUGAUGAAGAAAUUUAUCCGGCCUCCGAUGACAGUCUGCCACAUAAUCCGAGUACAAUGGAGAGCGAUUCUGAUUCAGACAACAGCCGACCUCCCCCUGAGAAGAAAUCAAAACGCAAACUAUCAGGAAGCAGUACGCAGGUGACAGGCAAACAGACAAGGAGAGGCCGAAAACCGGGAGCCAGUCGUCGAGAGUCUGUUAACGGAGGAGUAGGAACGAGUGGCAAUACCCACGUCCGUGGUCAGCAGCGAAGAGGUACAGGAGCUGGGAGAGUUCAAUCAACAAGCGGACAGAGAAGAACUGAUGGGAAUACGCCGCCGUUAAGGAGAGGCCAAAGUUCUGACCGUGGUCAAACACAGAGAGGAGGUAGACAAGAGCAAUUGAGCGAUAAUCAAGACCGUGGAGAUGUCACGAUUCGCAGAGGAACACUUCGAGUUAGAGUGAACUCAGGAAGUGUCAUGGGUGACCGACGUGGACAAUCGCCAACUGAAACAGGAGGACGAAGACCGGGAAGAGCUCAGAGAGCUAGAGGAAGAGGGCAAAAUUUGAGACGAGGUCAUAGCAGCCGUGUGCAAACAUCGAGGGCGGAUGCAGUAACCCGUACACAACAAUCAGGAGGAGCUCGCGGUCGUGGUCGAAGUUCCAGAGGCUCUCGAUCUGGGAGGUCUAAAGGUGGAAGAGGGAAAUAA